GCCUACUUCUCUUCUGUUUUAUGUUGUUGACGUGACACCGUGACCUGGGAAAAUAGACAACUCACCACAGGAGGAGGAGGAAGAGACAGGUGUUGUGAUUUAUGACACAUGAUAGAUAGGGCUGUUAUACAUCUGCCUGGUUAUACUGUAUAUGGUACAAUAUUGAGGUUUUGUUCAUCAGUUUUCAAUGGCGGCAGAAGUGGAAAGUGUAGAUGCCAUUCUGCGUGAAAACAUUCCCGCGGAAACGUGCGAACAAGUGCUAACCAUUUUGUAUGGGAAGAAGGCUAGGGUUCUGGAAUUACCAGAGGAUGCAAAGCAGGCUGCUAGAGAGAAAGACUUUGAGUUGCUUGGCUAUGCAAUUGAUGCUCAGCAAGAGCAGCUAAGAUCACCACGAAUUGUCAGAAUUGGUGCAGUGCAGAACAAGAUUAUACUGCCUACAAAUGCACCCAUAGCAGAACAGAUAGGAUCACUUCAUAAUAGAAUCGCUGACAUUGUUGAAACUGCUGCAAAAUGCGGAGUAAAUGUUAUUUGUUUUCAGGAGGCUUGGACAAUGCCUUUUGCAUUUUGCACAAGGGAAAAACAGCCAUGGUGUGAAUUUGCUGAAUCUGCUGAAGAUGGUUCUACAACCAAGCUUUGUCAAGAGCUCGCAAAACGUUUCAACAUGGUAAUCGUUUCUUCAAUCUUAGAACGUGACCCAGCUGAUGACGUGUUGUGGAAUACUGCUGUUGUUAUAUCAAACUCUGGAACAGUUCUUGGAAAAUCUAGAAAGAACCACAUACCAAGAGUUGGUGAUUUUAAUGAGUCAACAUACUAUAUGGAAGGGAAUACUGGACAUAAAGUAUUUGAAACACAAUUUGGUCGAAUUGCUAUUAAUAUUUGCUAUGGAAGGCACCAUCCAUUGAAUUGGUUGAUGUAUGGGUUGAAUGGGGCCGAGAUAGUGUUCAAUCCGUCUGCUACGGUCGGAGCUCUUAGUGAGCCUAUGUGGGCUAUUGAAGCAAGGAAUGCUGCCAUAGCCAAUAGCUACUUUACUGUUGCAAUCAACAGAGUUGGCACUGAAACUUUUCCAAAUAAGUUCACAUCUGGUGAUGGUAAAAAAGAGCACAAUGACUUUGGACACUUCUACGGGUCUAGCUAUGUUGCUGCUCCGGAUGGAAGCAGGACUCCAGGCUUGUCUAGGAUACGAGAUGGACUGUUAGUCACAGAGGUUGACUUGAAUUUGUGUCGACAGAUUAAAGACAAAUGGUGUUUCAAGAUGACUGGGCGACAUGAUAUGUAUGGGGAUUUACUGACUCAAGCUACGAAACCAGGAUAUAAACCCCCAAUUGUGAAGGAAUAGUUACUGAUUGUCUUUACUGAAGUCUUGGUACUGGAGGAAUUUCCUUCAGAAAAUCAGAAAUGAAUAUUGCAUUAAUACAACAGUACAUACAUUCAAUAAAAUAGUUGGGUUUUUUUUUUUUUUUGGAACUCAGUUCUUGAAAAAGUUUGUGUCCAUAAGUAGGGCAGAUUAAAUGUAUCUUUUUAUCUUCCUACAAAAAUGUGUAACUGGGGUCAUUUUUUUAAAUCACUCAAACUGUGGCAAUCCCAAUGGUGCAUAGUUGUGUGGCUGCCUAGAGCUUGAAAGUCACAUGACCCUAGUGGUGCCAUGGUGCAGGUGAUCACAUUUUUUAUUGAAAUUGUGCCUACAGAUACCCAGAAGUAACAUCUAAUGAUUUUUAGUGUGUGCUAAUUUACGAGUUUUAGUCAUAUGAAAUAUUUUAACUCCUACCCCUUGAAAAAGGAAGUGUAUAUCAACGUCUCCUUAUAUUAUAGGAGUUGGUCAGUUUUAAUUGCCACAACAUUAUGAAAAGUGAGUAAAUUUUUGAAUAAUGUUACUUUACAGUAAGAUAGUAUAAUCAUGGAGGUAUUAUUGAGAAGGAGAUCACUCGGCAAAGCUACGCGCACGCAGCGCUAUGCAAAUGAACCAAGAUCAAAGUUGCCGUAGCACGUAAAGAACGUUUGCGCGAUGCCUUUG
Anneissia japonica is the source of this 2011-nucleotide messenger RNA. RefSeq names its product beta-ureidopropionase-like. Lineage: Eukaryota; Metazoa; Echinodermata; Crinoidea; Comatulida; Comatulidae. The transcript has 14 exons. The record is from RefSeq and is a predicted model, not a curated record. Gene Ontology annotation, molecular function: beta-ureidopropionase activity. The coding region runs from base 188 to 1336 and encodes 382 amino acids.